AUGAUAACGGAUUCCACAAAUAAACGUAUACUAAUUGAGCAAAAUAAAUAUUCAAGGGAUAGAGAUGCGAAAAUAACUGAUGAGUUAGAAAUAAAAGGACUAAUGGGCAUUUUAUAUCUCUGUGGGAGUGUAAAAUCUGGAAGGGAAAAUAUCUUGCAGUUGUUUGACGCUAAGAAAGGGACCGGGAUGGAAGCUGUUUAUCUUACAAUGAAUGUACAAAGGUUCAAGUUUUUGAUGAGAAACCUUCGUUUUGAUGAUCCUACAACGAGAGCGCAAAGGAUAAUGGUUGACAAGUUGGCACCUAUUCGUGAUUUAUUUCAGAAAAUUGUCAAAAAUUUUCAAAAACAUUAUACACCAAGUUCUGAACUGACUUUAGACGAACAAUUGAUAGCGUACAGAGGCAGGUGCCGAUUUCGGCAAUACAUUCCCAACAAGCCAGCGAAAUAUGGGAUCAAAAUAUUUGCCCUGGUCGAUUGUGAACGUCCAUACACAUACAAUUUGGAAAUAUAUGGAGGCAGUAACCCCGGUCCCUUCGAAAUAAGCAAUAAUCGGUUUGACGUAGUUCUGAGAGUCACUGAACCUAUUCAUGGUGAAAAUAGAAACGUAACAAUGGACAACUGGUUUACUUCUCUCGAAGCAGCUAAGAAGCUUUUUGAAAAUAAAACCACUGUCGUUGGUACAAUUAGAAAGGAUAAAAGAGAGGUACCGAAGGCAUUCCGAACAACUACAAACAGAACUGAAUUUUCGUCUUUGUUUGGUUUUCAUGAAAACACUACCUUAGUUUCAUAUGUGCCAAAAAAGAAUAAGGCUGUAUUACUUUUGUCAACUGUACAUAAUGAUGGUUGUAUUGACGAGAGUUCUGGUGACAAACGUAAACCAGAUAUUAUUACAUAUUAUAAUCGAACAAAGAAUGGGGUAGACCUAGUGGACAAAAUGUGUUCCUUGUAUGAUGUGGCCAGAAACUCACGGCGAUGGCCGCUGGCGGUUUUUUUUAAUUUGAUGAAUAUAAGUGCCAUAAAUGCUUUAUGCAUAUACAAAGCAAACAAUGGACUAAUAAAAGUAUUACGUCGAGAGUUUCUUUCUGAUAUUGCGUUGGGUAUGAUGAAACCUUUGGCUAGUAGAAGAAUGAGUACUGAUUGUUUACCGAAGAUCCUCAAGCUUAAAAUAAGCGAUUUUUUGGGUAUUCCAUUAGACGAACAACCACAAAAAGUGGCGAGUUCUCCUCGUGGAGGCGCGCGUGGUCGCUGCUUUUUGUGUGGAAGAAAACGUAAUAAAACCACGCGUAUAUCAUGCCAAUUAUGUGGGAAAUUUACUUGUCCCGACCAUUGCAAUUAUAUGUGCAAUAGUUGUUAUGAAAAUCAUACCUAA
Molecule: messenger RNA, 1368 nt
Organism: Parnassius mnemosyne (clouded apollo)
Lineage: Eukaryota; Metazoa; Arthropoda; Insecta; Lepidoptera; Papilionidae
Source: the annotation of a GenBank genome assembly